UUCUUCUCAUUCCCAUUUUUCUCAGGAAGCAGAAAGAGAGAGAGAAGCAGAGGGGGUGGAUAAGGAAAACCUGAGCAAAGGAAAUUCCUUGCAGAAGAGUGCCACUUCCCUCCUCUCUCUCUUUUUCUCCUUUUGGUAAAUUAAUAAAGGAUGGCCAGUUUUGCAGGAACCACACAGAAGUGCAUGGCAUGUGAGAAAACUGUCUACCUUGUUGAUAAGCUAACUGCUGAUGGCCGUAUCUUUCAUAAGGCCUGCUUCCGAUGCCACCAUUGCCGCAGUACCCUUAAGCUUAGCAACUACUGUUCUUUUGAGGGGGUGCUCUACUGCAGACCUCACUAUGAUCAACUCUACAAGAGAACUGGCAGCCUGGACAAAAGCUUCGAAGGAACACCAAAAAUUCAGAAACCAGAGAAACCGAUCACUGAUAAUGAGAAUACAAAGGUGCUCGCAAACGUGUUCUUGGGCACCAGAGAUAAGUGUGUGUGUUGCAAAAAGACAGUGUAUCCCACUGAGAGGAUUACUAUUAAUGGGACUCCAUACCACAAGAGCUGCUUCAAGUGCACCUAUGGAGGUUGUACUAUAAGCUCAUCAAACUUCAUCACACACGAGGGAAAGCUGUACUGCAAGCAUCACCACAUUCAACUCUUCAAGGAGAAGGGCAAUUACAGUCAGCUCGAGAAUGACCAAGUUGCUACCACGGAUGUCUCUGCUUAAUUAAUAAUGUCUAAUGUACUAGCUAGAAAUAUUGCUAGCAAUGUUGUUCCGUAUAUGCAGCAUUUUCAGUAUGACUUAUUUUGGUGGUGUCCUUUGUACAUGCAUUCAUAACCCGGGAAAGGUUGCUUUAAUUUGCUAACUCUCAGUUUUCCACU
Molecule: messenger RNA, 869 nt
Organism: Cajanus cajan (pigeon pea)
Lineage: Eukaryota; Viridiplantae; Streptophyta; Magnoliopsida; Fabales; Fabaceae
Product: LIM domain-containing protein WLIM1
Source: RefSeq, a predicted model, not a curated record